AUGUGGUUGCUCAAUACCACAACUCUCAAGUUGCGUCACUUCAUCACCAACAUACCCGACUACGUGAUUCUUUCCCACACCUGGGGUGAGGGUGAGGUCAGCUUCGUCGACAUCGCUCAGCCUUACGCAAAAGGUAUGACCGGCUAUUCCAAGAUAUCGCGAUGCUGCGUUCAAGCUCUGGAGGCUGGAUUUGAAUGGGCCUGGGUUGACACGUGCUGCAUUGACAAGCGAAGCAGUGCCGAGCUGUCAGAAGCCAUUAACUCGAUGUAUAAGUGGUAUUGGGAUGCCGCCAUCUGCUAUGUUCUCAUCUCAGACCGUUCGAUCAGACGCACAGAUCUUGAAUCAUCGCGGUGGUUCGAAAGAGGGUGGACGCUACAAGAGCUUCUCGCACCUGAUGCUGUAGAGUUCUUCGACUCGGAUUGGAAGUUUUUGGGCACGAGGACGGGUCUUGUAGAUCGAAUUUUCGCUGCGACCAAGAUUGACAAGCAAUAUCUACUCGACAGAACCGCUAUUGAAGAUGCCAGCCUAGCAACGAAAUUCAGCUGGGCCUCCGCUAGAAGAACGACACGCGAAGAAGAUAAGGCAUACUGCUUGCUUGGUCUUGUCCAGGUUAACAUGCCAAUGUUGUACGGAGAGGGCUCGGGCGCUUUCUACCGGUUGCAACUAGAAAUCAUCAAACAGACUAACGACCAUACAAUCUUCGCAUGGUCCUUCACUUAUCCUAUAAUGAGGUUUAUGAGCAUUUUCGCCCCUUCACCUGCACAGUUCGAGAAUGCGGCUGGCUUCCUGCCUAACACCACUCGGGAAAAACAGCCUGCAACUCACGAGAUGACCAAUCAGGGACUUAACAUUACCAUACCUUGCAUAAUUCAUCGGACCGGGGUUCUGGCGCUUUUGGAUUGUUCGGAUUCGACCGGAAAGCGUUUUGGAAUUGAGUUGGAAUCCACUGGUGUCUCAACAUACAGAAGACUAGACAAGCCUCUAGUGGAAGUCGCUCACAGGGAUGCGAAACAAGCCAAACCAAAAAAUAUCUAUCUC
Messenger RNA from Alternaria rosae, 1038 nucleotides. RefSeq names its product HET domain-containing protein. The record is from RefSeq and is a predicted model, not a curated record. Lineage: Eukaryota; Fungi; Ascomycota; Dothideomycetes; Pleosporales; Pleosporaceae. The annotation marks the transcript as partial. The transcript has a single exon.